GCCGUAGCCGCUCCGCUCUUUCUCUCGGGUCCACGUUGGCUGCGCAUGCGUACUGGCGCUGCUUACUCACCUGCCGCUUGAGUGAGGGGCAGCCCGCCGAGGACAGGGGGGGAGGCGGCGAGGAGUGGAGUAAAGAGAAGCGGUGUCAGGGGCCAUUACACCCUUGCCCCCUUCACGCACUACUUUGAGGUGCCGGCCAUAAGGUAACGCUGGAGAUAAAAGUCGUUACCGCCUCGUUUCCCCCUCCCUCGUCGGAAAGAGAGAGUGACCGUCUGUCCGUGAGAGACUUUCGCCCAGCCGCCUCCCUUUCUCUUUACCUCGCUCGGCCGUUCUUCUUGCGCUGUCAUGUUCAAGAAACUGAAGCAGAAAAUCAGCGAGGAGCAAACAUCGCCGGCACCGCGGAGCCCUGGCGGUCGCGUCCCGAGCCUGCCGCAGGGACCUUCUACAUCUUCACCAUCAGUUACCAGGAGUAGAACAUCUUCACUUGUAGAGCAAAACGAUGAAGACACUUUAACGCCCAACAGAGAGCUGCUAGCUGGGAUGAUAUCAGAGCCUGCUUUUCUUUCUGAGUAUACUGUCUUUGCUUUGGAUCCUACCAAACAACCUAAACCACAGAGUGGGAGUGUGAAUGUAUCUAAGGAAGUAAUGCCUAGCAUUAACAAUAAUGAAAGUGAAUCAUCUUCACAGCCUAGCGAUGUCCAGUCAUUUGCACAGAAGCUCCAAAUUCGAGUUCCUUCAAUGGAAUCAUUGUUUCGAAGUCCCUUAAAAGACUCUUUGUUCCGCUCCUCUUCUAAAGAGUCUUUAGUACGGACUUCUUCAAGAGAUUCACUGAACAAACUGGACCUUGAUUCUCCUGGUCCCACAUUCGAUCCACCAUCUGAUGUUGAAAGUGAAGCAGAAGAAUUGCCUGGAAAUGUGGAUAGCCUUCCCAAGGAACAGUUGUUGCAACGAUUACGUAGGAUGGAACGAAGUUUAGGUAGCUACAGAGGAAAAUACUCAGAGCUGGUCACUGCCUAUAAAGCUGUGCAAAGAGAAAAGAAAAAGCUACAGGGAAUAUUGAGCCAGAGUCAGGAUAAAGCACUUCGCAGAAUUGGUGAACUACGGGAGGAACUCCAGAUGGAUCAACAGGCCAAAAAACAUCUUCAGGAAGAGUUUGAUGCAUCAUUAGAAGAGAAGGAUCAACUCAUCAGUGUCCUGCAUACUCAGGUAUCAUUACUGAAACAACGAAUGCAGAAUGGCCAAAUAAGUAUUGAAUUACCUGAUCCAAAUAUUCAGACUCAACCACAAGUUCAGAGUCCAACAAAAGAUAUAAAUACAGAGAAUGCUCUGCAACCAGGGAGUCCUGGUGGUGAUGGGGAUUCUGCUAAAACACUAGAAACUCUAACUCAGCGUGUGAAACGUCAAGAGAACUUGCUCCAUCGAUGUAAAGAAACAAUACACUCACAUAAAGAGCGCUCAGUGCAGUUAACCAAUGAGAAAGAGGCGCUGCAGGAACAACUGGAUGAGAGACUUCAGGAACUAGAGAAAAUAAAGGAUCUUCAUAUGGCAGAGAAGACCAAACUCAUUACUCAGUUACGUGAUGCCAAGAACUUGAUAGAACAGCUAGAGCAAGAUAAAGGCAUGGUAAUAGCAGAAACAAAACGGCAAAUGCAUGAAACACUGGAAAUGAAGGAAGAAGAAAUUGCCCAGUUGCGUGCUCGUAUCAAGCAGGUUCUUAUGCAAAGUGAAGAGUUAAAAGAACAGAAGGAAAAGUCUGAAAAAGCUGCAUUUGAAGAGCUUGAGAAGGCUCUCAGUGCAGCCCAGAGGACUGAAGAAGCACGCAAGAAAUUGCAAGCAGAAAUGGAUGAAAAGAUCAAGGCUGUAGAAAAAGCAAGUGAGGAAGAGCGUGUGAGUCUUCAACAGGAAUUAACAAGGGUGAAGCAAGAGGUGGUUAAUAUUAUGAAGAAAUCUUCAGAAGAACGAGUUACAGAACUGGAAAAGUUGCAUAAAAAGGAAUUGGCUAACAAAGAACAGAUAUUAAAUGACAGAUUACAGACUCAAGACCAGGCGCUCCAGGAACAAAUGAAAACUGCUCUUGAGAAGUGCCAGAGUGAACAUCUACAGAUCAUGCAAGAAAAAGAACAACAGGAAUCAUUAGCCUUAGAAGAAUUGGAAUUGCAGAAAAAAGCAAUUCAGUUGGAUUGCGACAAAAAACUAGAAGACAUGCAGCAAGAAGUAGAAACCUUCAAAACUAGAAUUCUUGAAUUGGAAAGUUCCCUUGCAAAGUGUUCACAGAAUGACAGAAACCAGUUGGAGGACCUCAUUGCUCAAAUAGAAUCAGAACAAAACAAGCACAAUAAAGAAAUCACUGACAUGGUUGAAAAACAUAGAGAAGAGCUUGAGGAUGUGAAACGGCAAGAACAACAAAUCUGGACAGAAAAACUAGAUAUAUUAACACUACAGCAGCGGUCAGAAAUUGAUAAAUUGAAAAUGCAGAAUGAAGAAGUGGCUAAAGUAUUGAAAGAGAAAGAGACACUGUUUCAUGCCCAUAUAGAAGAGAUGAAUGAAAAAACUUUAGAAAAGCUUGAUGUGAAACAAACUGAGCUAGAAGCUCUCUCUUCUGAGUUAUCAGACACACUAAAAAUUCGUCAGGAACUUGAACGGUGUCUGUCAACAUUAAAAGAUGAUGCUGAUAAAGCAAAGCAAGAGUUUGAGGCAAAGCUGGAGCAAGAAAAGAACCAUUAUAAGGAACAAGUUGAAACAAUCUUUAAAGACAAGGAAGUAACAGAGAAAACAUUUGAAGGAGAAAUUAGUCGACUCAAGCUACUUUUGGAAGCGAAAGAGAAAUUCCAAGAGGAAUUGGAAGAGCAAUUGAAAACCCUGAAGGAAUCUCUAGUAAAGGCUGAAACUGAAUGUAAAGAGAAGUCUGCCAAACUAGAUAGCCUUUGUCAGUCCAGGGAGAACAAUGACAGGGAACAGGCAAGCAUUUGUGAACAGAAGUUAACAGAUGCUCUGCAAAAGCUGACAGGUGUUAAAGCUGAAAAAUCACAUCUUGAUGAGCAGUUUGUAAAAACUGAAACCCAACUGAACGAAGUCAGAACUGAGUUAGAGUCUCAGAUAUCCCAGGUACAUGAUCUAAAAUGUGAACUUGAGAAGCAAAAGAGAGAAAAUAUUCAGAAAGUCUCUUUUUUGACAGAACAGUAUGAAUCACAGUUAAGAGAUCUUAGAGAAGAGGUCAGUCAGACAAAGAGUCAUUUUACUGAUAAGGAAAAUGAGCUUGAACAAUCCGAAGGGCUCUUGAAUCAACAAAUUGACAAACUUGGACAGCAGCUAUCAGCCAAAGAGGAAGAAAUAAGUGCUGUAAAACGUGAAUAUGAAAUCAAAUUAAAACAACAAGAGACACAAAUGGAGAAAGUUAAAACAAAAACAAAGGAAAUGCAGGAGAGAUUCAAGAAGAAACUUUCAGAGCAGGAAGCAAAACUGAAAAAGGAAAUGGAAAACAAACAGUUGGAAUUUAGUCAGAAAGAGAAGCAAUUCAAUUCAAAAAUGCUGGAAAUGGCUCAUGCCAGUUCAGCUGGAAUCAAUGAUGCUGUGUCAAAACUGGAGAUGAGUCAGAAGGAGCAACUAGAAAGUCUGGUUGAAACUCACAAACGAGAACUAGAAGAAGUUGUCCAAACCUGGGACAAGAAGCUCAGUCAGCUGGCUGAAGAACUUCAGGAAAAGCAUGAAAUGGAGCUACAAGAAAAAGAACAGGAAGUAGGAGAUCUGAAACAGAAACUGAUCAUUAUUAGUGCUGAAAGCGAGGACAAAAAUGCAAAUGUUACCCGGUUAAAGGAUGAACAGGCAAAGAGGGACAAAUCCUUGAAUGAGCUGCAGGGACAGCUACAGCAAAAAUUGGCUCAAGUGAAUAUUUUGACACAAAGAGAAACUGACCUGAAAAUGCAACUUGAAAAACUAGAGGUUGACCUUAGUUUGUCUCUGAAGGAAAAGGUAGCAGUUCAGGAGCAGCUUAGUGAAAUAAAAGCAGUAGGAGAAAAAGAGAAGAAUAAAGUUAGUGAGCUGGCAGAUAGAUUGAAAACAGCAGAUGAACAGCUCAAUGCUCUAAAAUUGUCACAUUUUAAGGAGUGUGAGGGUUAUGAGAAAAAACUGGAGGUCCAAUAUUUGGAGCUUCAACAAAAAAAAGCAGAAUUUGAGACGUUUGAAAAGGACAUAGCUAUACAAAUAGAGGAUUACCAGCAGAGAACAGAAACUUUACUAGAAACAAAACUCACUGAACUCUUUGAGAAAUGCAAUGAAAAAAUUUCUUUGGCAAUUUCUAGAGUUGUAUACUGUCAUCAUUGCACAACAAAAAUUAAAGAAGCAAUAUUAAUUAAAACCUGUAAAAUUCCUAACCUAGAAGCUCAACUUAAACAAAUAACAGAGAGUCAUGAUACUUUAACAAGCUGUUUACAUGCAUCAAAACAAUACUUGCAAGAAAAGGAAAACUUAGUAACUUCUAUGAAAGUGGAUAUUGAAAGACUUGUAACAGAAAAAGAGCAACUGCAAAAAGAAGGAGGACACCAGCAGGAAGCAGCAACAGAGAAGGAAACUUGCAUCACACAGUUGAAGAAAGAAUUAUCUGAGCAUAUUAAUGUUGUCACUUCCAUGAGGGAGGAGCUAAAUGAGAAGAAUUCGGAGAUCAAUGACUUCAACAAGCUUGUCAGUGAAUUAAAUCUGAAGCUUGAAAUCAGCAAAUCGGAAAAAGAUGCUGCCACAACUUUGUUAAACAAGCAGCACAAAGAAAAUCAACUUCAGUUGUUGAAUGAGGUGCAAGAGUUGUCUUCCAGAGUUGAAACACUGAGUCAAGAAAAAGCAGCUGCUCUUGAACAGGUAGACCACUGGAUGAACAAGAUGUCAGAGUGGAAGAAGAAAGCCCAGUCAAGGUUUACGCAAAAUCAUAAUACCAUUAAGGAGCUGCAAAACAAAGUUGAACUGAGUAAUAACCAAACUAGUGAAAAAGAAGAGGAAUUGAAUAAAAUGAAGGAAGAGUGUGAUAAACAAACCAAACACGUAGAACAUUUGAAAGGCUUACUGGAACAAAAGCAGAUCAGAAGAGAAAAACAAGAGUCUGAUUUGGUUGCUGAGUUAAAAAUCCAUAUAGCAAGAAUUGCUGAGCUAGAAGAACACAUUGCUCGGAAAACAGCAGAAAAUGAUUCCUUAAUGGAUGAACUCAAAAGGCACAAUGAGCAGGAAAGUGAGCAAAAAAAGCUGGCACAAGAACUUGAACAGACUCAGGUAGCAGUUGUGGAAAAGGAUAAUAGGCUUAAGGAGAUGGAACAAAAAGUAUUAGUUUUUGAAAAGAAAAUGCAGAUGAUGGAAGUUGACCUUGGGGAAAAAUCAAAAGAAUAUGAAGAAACAAAAAUGGCUGUAAUCAAAAGCAAAGAGGAAGAAUUAAAGGGUUUAGAAGAGAGGCUUACUUCAGAAGCCAGUGUUAAAAUAGCAGACCUGAAAAAAAAGGCUGAACAAAAAAUUGCUUCUAUUAGGAAGCAAUUGACAGCUCAAAUGGAAGAAAAGGAACAGCAAUAUAGACAAGACAUGGAAAAACAGUUAAAGCAAAAAUUGCAAGAGAGAGAAAACAAGAUUAUGUCUUUAGAAGAAAAAGUUAGAUCGGUCAAUUUGGACUUAGAAAAGGAGAUGAUACAGAAGGCAGAAACCAUAAAAGUUUCUACAGAACAAGACAAACUGUAUGCAUUAGAGAACAUGCAACAGAUGUAUGAAUUGAAAAUUGAUGCUUUACAAAAAGAUUUAUUGGAAAAGGAGUCAUUAAUAAAGAUGUAUGAUGAGGAACAAAAAUCAAGUAAUGUUUUAAAGCUAGAGGCUCAGAAUCAACAAGAAGAACUCGUUAAAAAGGAGCAAAAAGAUUGCAUGCUCAUUGAAAACCUUCAACAAGAACUUGAGGACCAAAUUAAGAAACAUGCAUCAUUGCUUGAGCAACAUACAAAGAAAGAUGGUGACUUAACAACUAUCCGAGAAGAAUUUAAAACCAAAGAGCAAACUAUGGAGGGUGUGAUUAAAGACUUGCAGGAAAAGCUGCAAGAAAAGGAGAGAGAAAGGCAGUCUUUGCAACAAAAGAUACACAGUCUUGAUGAGGCUUUAACAAAAGAGAGAGAAUUGCACGAAACUGAGAUGAGAGAUACUGUUUCAAAACAAGAUGAAAAAUGGCAGGAACUCCAACAGCAGCUGGAUGAAAGAAAUGGUCUUAUAAAAGAUUUGAAAGAAAGUACAGAAGAAAAAAAUAGAUCAGUCUUUCAGCUUCAGAAACUGCUUGAUGAUCUGCAGAUCCAACAAAAAGAUUUGCAGGCUAAACUGGAAGAGACUGAGCGGGAGAAACAGAAACUUCACAGGGAUGUGAGUAAGCUACAGAAAGAUUUACGGACCUUGCGGAAGGAGCAUCAGCAAGAGCUAGAGAUAAUGAAGAAAGAAUUUUCAGAAGAAAUGGAACAAAAAAUAAAAUAUGAACUGGAGGACAUUGAAUUGAAGCACAACUCCACAUUAAAGCAGUUAAUGAGGGAAUUCAAUACCCAGCUGGCACAAAAGGACCAGGAAUUAGAAACAACCAUAAAAGAAACUAUCAGUAAAGCCCAGGAGGUUGAGUCUGAACUGAUAGAAAGUCACCAUGCAGAGAUAACUCAACUACAUAAAAAGAUGCUAGAAAAAGAUGAUGUCUUACAAAGGACGGUGAAAAAGUAUGAAGAAAUCCUUGAGACUCGAGAAGAAGAAAUGACAGAAAAAGUAAAUGAGCUGCAGAAACAACUGGAGAAAUUACAGGAGGAGUACAAACAAAGACUGGCAGAUGAAGAAAUCUGGAACAGUUCUGAAGUAACAAUAGCUGAACUUAAGGCCCAGCUAGCCCAGAAGACAACACUUGUCAGUGAGUCAAAGUUGAAAGAACAGGAAUUCAAAGAACAGAUUCAUACACUGCAAGACCGGCUGAAAAAUUAUGAGAAGAACAUAUAUGUCACAACAGUUGAUACGCCUUAUAGAGAUGGAAACCUCUGCCAUUCAGAUGUCUCUCUCUUUGGGGAACCAACAGAGUUUGAAUACUUGAGGAAGGUGUUAUUUGAGUACAUGAUGGGUCGUGAAACAAAGACAAUGGCAAAGGUUAUAACUACAGUGUUGAAAUUCCCUGCUGACCAAGCACAGAAAAUCCUAGAACGAGAAGAUGCACGGACAGUGUUUCCCUCACCUCGCAGUGGUAUCUUCUGAAUAAGCCAUCAAUCAAUGCUUUUAGUUAGCAUGCGGUCCUGGCUACGAUCGUCCUCUUGAAGAACUUGUGACACAUGCACUUUGUAACAGAUGACAUUGCUUUGAAAUAUGAUCACAUCUUCAUAUUAGCUCUUUGGAGAAUGAACUGGAGAAGUACUGUUAUUCAUUGUUCCAUGUGAAAUGAGCAAAACUGAGAACAGUGAUGGGCUGGGGGUUGGGGCCAUGAAUAUAGUUAAUCAUUUUCCUUGAGAAAAGAUUGUUUUAUCAGGUGAUGAAUGCUUAUCUUGGACACUGUUUUCUAUUUUUGUGUAGAAUUUUUUAAAGUCAAAAUAAAUUGAAAUGCUUUGCCUCACUGUAAUAUCUCGGUACAGUUCUCACAGGAUCUCUCUAAAUACAUAAUGGUUUGACUUCCCUAUUUAUUUUUGUUGGUUUUAUUGUCUCAAAUAAUUGUGCAAUACACUUUGGGUGGGUAGCAGGCUUUGGUGAUUUUUAUGGUAAGUUAAGCCACUGUUGACUUUUCCCCCUCCUCCCAAUUUGAUCUGUUGAUUGCUUGCUAAAGGACAUUUCUUUUAAGCAUUUGCUUUAUAAUUAAUCCAAAUUGCAGUACCUCAUUUGUUUAUUCCUAGCUUUUGUACUUAUAUUUUGUGGGGAAUAAAUUUACACUCCUGUAAAUUGUAAAUAGUUACUACUUACUUGUAUCAUAAGCUGAUCUCUGACUGUUGGCAGUGCUAAUCUUGCAGAGCU
Rhineura floridana is the source of this 7968-nucleotide messenger RNA. RefSeq names its product golgin A4 (gene GOLGA4). NCBI's taxonomy places the organism in Eukaryota, Metazoa, Chordata, Lepidosauria, Squamata, Rhineuridae. The coding region runs from base 346 to 7224 and encodes 2292 amino acids. The transcript is spliced from 26 exons. Gene Ontology annotation, cellular component: Golgi apparatus. Gene Ontology annotation, biological process: Golgi vesicle transport. The record is from RefSeq and is a predicted model, not a curated record. Gene Ontology annotation, molecular function: small GTPase binding.